Messenger RNA from Callorhinchus milii (elephant shark), 3037 nucleotides. RefSeq names its product SHC-transforming protein 1. Gene Ontology annotation, cellular component: plasma membrane. The coding region runs from base 151 to 1707 and encodes 518 amino acids. Gene Ontology annotation, biological process: intracellular signal transduction; cell surface receptor protein tyrosine kinase signaling pathway. The record is from RefSeq and is a predicted model, not a curated record. The transcript is spliced from 14 exons. Lineage: Eukaryota; Metazoa; Chordata; Chondrichthyes; Chimaeriformes; Callorhinchidae. Gene Ontology annotation, molecular function: receptor tyrosine kinase binding.
GUGAGAAACGGUUCCAUUUUAACAUGUAAAGAAUCUGAGUGGUGCAGAAAUCCAUCGAGAGAGGGCUUUAGUGUCAAAGGCUCACUCGGAAUUGGAGGCAGCUUUGGGCAAGUGUUAUCGUUUCGAUCUGUGGCUGUUUCCCUGAGGACAAUGUCUCGGAGUGGUAAGGGUGAACCCAAAACGAGGGAGAAGUGGGAGAUGAUCAAAGGUGCUGCUAAAGAGGAGCAGAGCCCGGCGGCCCCGAGCACUCAGAUGCUCAAGCACCGAGUUGAGCCGCCUGGAGGGUGUGAGGACUGGACCCUGAGCCACAACGCUGAGCCCUUACACCAAGCGGUCAAAGGCUGGUUUCUGCCCAGGGACCACAUUCAGGGCACUGGGAUAACCUACACUGUGAGAUAUAUGGGCUGUGUAGAAGUGAUGCAGUCUAUGAGAUCACUUGAUUUCAAUACGAGAACGCAAGUCACAAGGGAAGCAAUAAGCAGAGUGUGUGAGGCUGUUCCAGGUGCAAAAGGGGCAAUGAGGAAAAGAAAGCCUCCCAGUAAAGGACUCUCUACCGUUUUAGGGAAGAGUAACCUCCAGUUUGCAGGAAUGAACAUCACACUGAACAUCUCCACCAGCAGCCUCAACCUGAUGAUCCCAGACUCCAAACAGAUUAUUGCCAAUCAUCACAUGCAGUCAAUUUCAUUUGCGUCCGGAGGUGAUCCGGAUACAACUGAUUAUGUUGCUUACGUUGCCAAAGACCCAGUCAAUCAAAGAGCGUGCCACAUUUUGGAGUGUUCUGAUAGUAUCGCCCAAGAUGUUAUAAACACCAUAGGGCAAGCAUUUGAGCUCCGUUUUAAACAGUACUUGAAGAACCCUUCUGCAUUUAACCCUCACAAUAACAGGAUACCAGGCUUCUCAGGUCCAGUAUGGAAUGAGCAGAAUGAAGAAGAUCAGGAUUUGGAUUACUCUAAUGAAAUCCCAGGUAAACAACCGCCCUCUGGAGGCUUGCAAGCCAGAAGGAUAAAAGAGGACUCGGCAGCCUACAAGAAUAGUAGUCAACUGCAGUGGGUUGAAGGUUUCAAACAGACGCCCUGUGAGAGCGUUUACGAGAACUGCACAGAUCAACACAAGCAAACAUUGAUCAUGGCAGGAAGUUUGUGGAACCGAUUCCCACAAAGUAAUGCUAACAUUCUGCCGAUCAAAGCCACCAGCAGAUCCGAUCUUUUUGAUGAUCCAUGUUACAUGAACACACAGACUGUGGAGAAAACAGAUUUUACUGGCAAGAACAUCACAGCAGUUCAAGCCUCUGCCAACACAUAUAGAGAACAUAUUGAAGUUGCUCCGAACAAUGCAACAAUCAACUGUCCUACGAAUGCCCCGUUACCCACGAGUCCGUCUUCCAUGAAAGAGCAGCUGGUGAAGGAAAUCUGGUACCACGGGAGGAUGAGCAGGCAGGAAGCUGAAAGGCUGCUACUAAAUGAUGGUGACUUUCUGGUGCGGGAAAGCAUGACUACCACAGGACAGUAUGUAUUGACUGGGUUACAGGGAGGACAAGCCAAGCAUCUGCUACUGGUCGACCCUGAAGGAAUGGUGAGAACCAAGGACCAUAUAUUUGACAGUGUGAACCAUUUGAUCAGUUAUCACGUGGACAACCAUCUGCCAAUCAUCUCACCAGGACAUGAAUUGUUUCUUAAAAAGACUGUCAAGAGCAAACAGCAACUGUAGGAUAAAGAGCUUCGUCAAGUGAGGAAUUCACUUCUGAAUGGUUUUAGCCAUUUGCAUUUAAUCAGUGAAUGCAAGUCAAAUUAUUAUCAGAUUGCUCUCUGUCAAUGGAGCACCAUUGGCUUGAGAAUAGUUUCAUACAAGAGGUAAAAGUCCAGAAAAGUCCACUUUAGGACGCAGUGGUCACGGAAUCACUUUGUACUUUUGAAUGAGAAAAAGUGUUUGCUAUGAGAAGAUAAUACAUUUAAUAUAGUCCAUCUACGUAUAUAAUAAAUGAUAUUUUAGGAACAUAAAUCAAGAAAUAGCAACAAGAUGUAACCAUAUAUACUGUACAAAUGUUUUUUUUCAUUUCUAAGCACAACUGGCAUUGAGAACAUGCAAAAUCUGAUUCUAAUCAACCGCAGGCUAUAAGAAAAAAUGUGCCUUGAUUCUAAUGAGUUUGAUAAUAUAAACACGCUUUUUAUCAAAAAAAAUCUUUCUUGAAAAUGCUGUGCUUUCAUUUGCUGUGAACACAAUCCAAUGUUUGUUUCAAUCUAUUUCACUGCCUUUACACCAGAAUUCUGGGAAGCAUUUUCUAAAAAUGGAAUGAAGUUUAAUACUGCUUUGUUUUGUGCCAAUACAGUUUGCAGUAACAAAUCUCUUAUUAUUGCUUUCAAAGCACUUUACUAAUGCAGGGCUUUACUUUAUUCUUUAUUUAUGAUAUUACCGAGAUUUAUUGCAAAUAUACACAUAUAAAACAAAUCAAAAAAUCAUAUUUCUAAAGGAGAAUUGUUUUUCACAUUCAUAUUAUCGACUAUUGCACCGGAGCUGAUAGAAUUGAAACUAGCAGUUUCAGAAACUGCGUUGGAACAAACAUAAUUUUGUAAGUCAUAAAUGAUAUCUCGUUAGUGUGGCUAAUUUUGGAUUUUGUUGUUAAUUAGAGAAGUGUAUCGGUUAGCUGUUUUCUUGUAAAGGAUAAACCAAUAGAUAAAAUAGAAACUCAAGAGAAGAAGAAUAUUUUUAGCUGGGCUUCAACACUGGAGGGUGAGUAUCAACGUGACGAUCAUUUUCACCCUCGCAGUGCACUCUUGUGCAGCUUCUAGAAUUGGUCUAUUUCGUUCUUUUAUCACAGUCACGGUUCAACUUCACAGCAGACUUCAAAGCACGGAUACAAAAUGCUGUAUCACAGUUGCAUGACCAACAGCAUUUAAUUGACAUCUGUUUACUAAAGGAAAUCGGUUAAUAAAGUAUUUUUAAAUGCUUAAAAGGUGCACGUGUUCUAUUCCAGUGUAUAAUUUAUAAAUAGAACUUUUGUGCAGCUUUGCUGCACAUUUUUGUGAAGAAUAAAGUUAUU